CUCCCUCCGCAGCAGCCGAGCCGGACCUGCCUCCCCGGGCGUGUUCCGCCAGCCCCGCCGCCGGCCCGCAGCGACAGACAGGCGCUCCCCGCAGCUCCGCACGGGACCCAGGCCGCCGGACCCCAGCGCCGGACCUCCCUCCGUCCGCCCCGAGGAGUUUGCCGCCUGCCCGAGCACCUGCGCACAGAUGGAGCUGGACCAGCGGACGAGCGGCGGGCUCCACGCCUACCCCGGGCCGCGGGGCGGUCAGGUGGCCAAGCCCAACGUGGUCCUGCAGAUCGGGAAGUGCCGGGCCGAGAUGCUGGAGCACGUGCGGCGGACGCACCGGCACCUGCUGGCGGAGGUGUCCAAGCAGGUGGAGCGCGAGCUGAAGGGGCUGCACCGGUCGGUGGGGAAGCUGGAGAGCAACCUGGACGGCUACGUGCCCACGAGCGACUCGCAGCGCUGGAAGAAGUCCAUCAAGGCCUGCCUGUGCCGCUGCCAGGAGACCAUCGCCAACCUGGAGCGCUGGGUCAAGCGCGAGAUGCACGUGUGGCGCGAGGUGUUCUACCGCCUGGAGCGCUGGGCCGACCGCCUGGAGUCCACCGGCGGCAAGUACCCGGUGGGCAGCGAGUCGGCCCGCCACACCGUUUCCGUGGGCGUGGGGGGUCCCGAGAGCUACUGCCACGAGGCGGACGGCUACGACUACACCGUCAGCCCCUACGCCAUCACCCCGCCCCCAGCUGCUGGCGAGCUGCCCGGGCAGGAGCCCGCCGAGGCCCAGCAGUACCAGCCGUGGGUCCCCGGCGAGGACGGGCAGCCCAGCCCCGGCGUGGACACGCAGAUCUUCGAAGACCCUCGAGAGUUCCUGAGUCACCUAGAGGAGUACUUGCGGCAGGUGGGCGGCUCUGAGGAGUACUGGCUGUCCCAGAUCCAGAAUCACAUGAACGGGCCGGCCAAGAAGUGGUGGGAGUUCAAGCAGGGCUCCGUGAAGAACUGGGUGGAGUUCAAGAAGGAGUUCCUGCAGUACAGCGAGGGCACCCUGUCCCGAGAGGCCAUCCAGCGCGAGCUGGACCUGCCGCAGAAGCAGGGCGAGCCGCUGGACCAGUUCCUGUGGCGCAAGCGGGACCUGUACCAGACGCUGUACGUGGACGCGGACGAGGAGGAGAUCAUCCAGUACGUGGUGGGCACCCUGCAGCCCAAGCUCAAGCGUUUCCUGCGCCACCCCCUGCCCAAGACCCUGGAGCAGCUCAUCCAGAGGGGCAUGGAGGUGCAGGAUGACCUGGAGCAGGCGGCGGAGCCGGCCGGCCCCCACCUCCCGGCGGAGGAUGAGGCGGAGGCCCUCACGCCCGCCCCCAACAGCGAGUCCGUGGCCAGUGACCCGACCCAGCCCGAGUAGAGGGCAUCCCGGGGCCCCCAGCCUGCCCACUACAUCCAGCCUGUGGCUUUGCCCACCAGGACUUUUGAGCUGGGGCUGACUCCUGCAGGGGAAGCCCUGGUCCAGCUGGGUGCCCCCUCGGGCUCCGGGCGGACUCGCACACACUCGUGUCAUCCAGAUGUGAGCACCGCACCCAGCGGCAAAGAGCCCUCUCCCCUGCAGGGCUCCGCCCAUCACCCUCCCUCCGUCUGUCUUCCCGGCCUGGACCCCCCCGUCCACACUCUCAGGCCAUCACAGAACACCCCAGCUUCCUCAUUCUGCUACAACGCCCAGGCUGUCUGGACAUCCAGAAAACCAAGUGUCCGGAUGGCAGGGGCCAGCGGCCACCAAGCUCAUGGGACACCCAGAGCAGAAGCUAGGGCAGAGCCAACGCUGAGGGAGCCUCGACUUCCGGCGCCGCCGCCCUCUCCCGGCAUCCGCAGAGCCAGCUGACGCCCUCCCUGCCUCCCAGGGCAGCUGGCCAGCCUCGGGCAGCGCGGCCCCCUCCUCCCAGGGGAGAGUAGAAGUCGCACACGCAGCAGCAGCAGACCUGAUGUCCUGGUGCUUCCUGGCCCCUCAGCUCCAGUGAUUCACGCCUGCCUGGAGAAGAAUCAGAGCUCAGCUCAUGACUCACCCGUGGCAGGCGGAGGGUCCCAGAGGGGCUGAGUCCUCAAAUCCGACUGAGGCAGCAGCCGGCACCAUCGGAGCCAGGAGAGUGACAACAGGUCUCAAGGUUCCCACAAAGUGUUUGCUGCUGUGCUGGGCACCACCCACCCCUCACCUUGCAGGCUGCCUGCGUGGGAGGCGAAGUCCCAGGA
Nomascus leucogenys (northern white-cheeked gibbon) is the source of this 2214-nucleotide messenger RNA. It is a transcript of the gene ARC, whose product is annotated as activity regulated cytoskeleton associated protein. Lineage: Eukaryota; Metazoa; Chordata; Mammalia; Primates; Hylobatidae. Gene Ontology annotation, molecular function: mRNA binding. Gene Ontology annotation, biological process: positive regulation of AMPA receptor activity; modulation of chemical synaptic transmission. The record is from RefSeq and is a predicted model, not a curated record.